Protopterus annectens (West African lungfish) is the source of this 1370-nucleotide messenger RNA. RefSeq lists its product as uncharacterized. The coding region runs from base 1 to 648 and encodes 215 amino acids. NCBI's taxonomy places the organism in Eukaryota, Metazoa, Chordata, Ceratodontiformes, Protopteridae. The record is from RefSeq and is a predicted model, not a curated record. The transcript has 5 exons.
AUGCUAACAGUGACUAGGUCUUUGAUCGAUGAUGUGUCUACUGUUGUAAGGAAAUCUCUCGGUGUUGUGCGAGCUAUAAGCAAGAGUAUGGCAUCCAGGUACAAAGAUGUCAUUGUACCAUUGCAGUCAGCCCUCAUCAGACCAGUCAUGGAGAACAGUACCCCCUUCGCUCAAAGUGAUAUAGAUGAGCUAAGUAAUGGCUGUAACCAGCUGCUCGCACUCAAACUUGAAUGUGAGUUCAGUGACACUGCUGCUGCAACAUCUCGUGUCCUAGGAGAUGGAUGCAAGCAAGUGCUUGAAGCAGAACAGCUGUGGAAGAAAUACGAUUCCCAACAAGAAAACAGAAGAAGCAAGAGACUGUUGGAAUUGUCUGUUAAGAGUAACAGGUUCAAAUCCACAGGAGCAGACCAGUUAUGUACCUCCCUGCUAGGGAGAGAUCACCUUCUGCCUGUCCAUGGACAUCCCCGCAGUGUCGGAUUAGAGGCAUCGGUCCUACAGGCACUCCAGCAAAUGGCAGCCUGUCAAGCCUUGCUUCAAAGUUUGGUUGAGGAUUUACUGGAAGAGUUCAAGUUCAUCUGCGGAGCUACAUGUCAGUCUGUAACAGAAUCGGAGGUAACAAACGACAGCCACCUUGGAUGUCAACGGUAGCCAACACUCCAAAAUCAGAACUACAGUGUAAAGAAAGACUAUCGGUGGAAAUGAAGAUCAUCAGUAAAGCACUGAAAUACACACUUAUUUUUCACAGAUGACAACGAUAUUAUAUUAAUUAUGAAUAUUCAGCAAAUGUAACCUUAGAUCUGGAUAUUAUCAUGUGAAGUUCUACUAUAACAAUAUUUUUAUGUUCAAUCUAACAAUGAAAGUUAUAAAAAAACAUAUAUUUCGGGGAAGACUUAGCUAUGUGAUUUUUAAAAUGUAGUCCAUUGGGUACUGAAAGGUAUGCACAAAAUGAAACAUUAGGGAGAAUAUUCAUACUUGGGGUAGAACUCAAGCAAAACAUGACAGGCACAGUUUUCAGGUUUUUUGUGCUCUCAGAAAGGAGAAUCUCCUAACAUUAAAAAGGAUGACUGUAAAGGAAGUACUACCAUCUAAGAACUGUGCAAGUCGCAGAAGUCUAUUUGGUAUGACUAACUACAUGUGACGUCUAUAACAUUUCAACAAUGACAGAGUUUGUCACUGAGUCACUAAGUAACUUAUUAACCUCACAAAAAAUCCACACCCUUGGUUUGACUAAGAAUAAUGACAAAGCAUUACAGAUUCUAAAAAAACUUUAGUAUAUGAAGAAAUAAUGUCUGACAGACUCAGCUUCCAUAGAAACAGAUUUUUAGUGGUCUGACACAAGAAUGUAAAGGUCAUUAUAAACCAAUUCCAUA